Molecule: messenger RNA, 5704 nt
Organism: Sorex fumeus (smoky shrew)
Lineage: Eukaryota; Metazoa; Chordata; Mammalia; Eulipotyphla; Soricidae
Gene: FOXO1
Product: forkhead box O1
Exons: 3
Coding region: 376-2412 (678 amino acids)
Biological process (GO): insulin receptor signaling pathway; regulation of transcription by RNA polymerase II
Cellular component (GO): nucleus
Molecular function (GO): RNA polymerase II cis-regulatory region sequence-specific DNA binding; DNA-binding transcription factor activity, RNA polymerase II-specific
Source: RefSeq, a predicted model, not a curated record
CCGGCGCGCGCGCCGGUCCUCGGUUCCGCCGGCCCUGUCAGCUGGAGUGCGGCGCGCCGGGGAGCUGCCCGCGCUCGGGCCAGCCCGGCCUGCCGAGCGGCGCGUCCGCGCAGCGGACCUCGAGGAGCCGUCGGGGUGUCCAUGGACCCGCAAAGUUAAGUUCUGGGCUCGCGCUUCCACUCGGCGGCGCCCGGCCCCGGCGGCGUUUCCGUCCGCCGCUCGCGGCCCGGACCGCGCCGGCCUCCUCGCCUCCCUCCCAAUCUCGGAGCGGCUCUCGGCGGCGGCAGCGCCCCCCCCCACCCCCGCCACCCCACGCCGCGCCGCGCGCUACCCCCGCUGGGCUCCGCCGCGACCGGGGGAGGGGCGGGGGCCACCAUGGCCGAGGCGCCCCAGGUGGUGGAGAUCGACCCGGACUUCGAGCCGCUGCCCCGGCCGCGCUCGUGCACCUGGCCGCUGCCCAGGCCGGAGUUUAGCCAGUCCAACUCGGCCACCUCCAGCCCGGCGCCGUCGGGCGGCGCGACGGCGAACCCCGACGCCGCCCUGGGCCUGCCCCCGGCCGCGGCGGCCGCUGUCAGCGGCGACUUCAUGAGCAACCUGAGCCUGCUGGAGGAGAGCGGGGACUUCCCGCAGGCGCCGGGCUCCGUGGCGGCGGCGGCGGCGGCGGCCGUGGCGGCGGCAGCGGCGGCCGCGGCGGCGGCGGCGGCGGCGGCGGCCGCCACCGGCACCGGCCCGGGCCCCGGCCCCGGCACCACCCCGCCCGGGGGGCUGUGCGGCGACUUCCAGGGCCCCGAAGCCGGCUGCCUGCACCCGGCGCCGCCGCAGCCCCCGCCGCCCGGGCCGCUGGCGCAGCACCCGCCCGUGCCCCCCGCCGCCGCGGGCGGCCCGCUGGCCGGCCAGCCGCGCAAGAGCAGCUCGUCCCGCCGCAACGCGUGGGGCAACCUGUCCUACGCCGACCUCAUCACCAAGGCCAUCGAGAGCUCGGCCGAGAAGCGGCUCACGCUGUCGCAGAUCUACGAGUGGAUGGUCAAGAGCGUGCCCUACUUCAAGGAUAAGGGCGACAGCAACAGCUCGGCCGGCUGGAAGAAUUCAAUUCGUCAUAAUCUGUCUCUACAUAGCAAAUUCAUCCGAGUGCAAAAUGAAGGAACUGGGAAAAGUUCUUGGUGGAUGCUCAACCCGGAGGGAGGCAAGAGUGGCAAGUCCCCCAGGAGAAGAGCAGCGUCCAUGGACAACAACAGUAAAUUUGCUAAGAGCCGCGGCCGAGCUGCCAAGAAAAAAGCAUCCCUGCAGUCUGGCCAGGAGGGCGCUGGGGACAGCCCUGGGUCUCAGUUUCCUAAGUGGCCCGCAAGCCCCGGCUCACACAGCAACGAUGACUUUGACAACUGGAGUACAUUUCGCCCUCGAACCAGCUCAAAUGCUAGUACUAUUAGUGGGCGACUUUCCCCCAUCAUGACUGAGCAGGAUGACCUUGGAGACGGGGAUGUGCAUUCAAUGGUGUACCCACCGUCUGCUUCAAAGAUGGCCUCCACUCUGCCCAGUCUGUCUGAGAUCAGCAACCCCGAAAACAUGGAAAACCUUCUGGAUAAUCUCAACCUCCUCUCCUCGCCCACGUCAUUGACUGUUUCCACCCAGUCUUCGCCUGGCAGCAUGAUGCAGCAGACACCGUGCUACUCCUUUGCGCCGCCCAACACCAGUCUGAAUUCACCCAGCCCAAACUACCAAAAAUACUCGUACGGCCAAUCCAGCAUGAGCCCGUUGCCUCAGAUGCCUAUGCAAACCCUUCAGGACAACAAAUCAAGUUACGGUGGCAUGACACAGUAUAACUGUGCCCCGGGGCUCUUGAAGGAGUUACUCACUUCGGACUCUCCUCCCCAUAACGACAUCAUGACACCAGUUGAUCCCGGGGUGGCCCAGUCCAACAGCCGAGUCCUGGGGCAGAAUGUGCUGAUGGGUCCGAAUCCAGUCAUGCCCUCUUAUGGCAGCCAGGCAUCUCAUAACAAAAUGAUGAAUCCCAGCUCCCAUACCCACCCUGGACACGCUCAGUCAGCAUCUGCCGUCAAUGGGCGCGCCUUGGCCCACGCCAUGCCCCACCCCUCGGGGAUGACCCGCUUGGCCCCUGUGAAGACAGCUUUACAAGUGCCUCUUUCCCACCCCAUGCCGAUGAACACACUGGGGGGCUACUCCUCAGUGAGCAGCUGCAAUGGUUAUGGCCGGGUGGGCCUCCUCCACCAGGAGAAGCUCCCGAGUGACCUGGAUGGCAUGUUUAUUGAGCGCUUGGACUGUGACAUGGAAUCUAUCAUUCGGAAUGACCUCAUGGAUGGAGAUACGUUGGAUUUUAACUUUGACAAUGUGUUGCCCAACCAAAGCUUCCCACACAGUGUCAAGACAACCACACAUAGCUGGGUGUCAGGCUAAGAGUCACUGAGCGGGUUAUGCUUAAAAGUACUUAAGAUUGUCUGACAGCAGGAACUGAGGGAAACAGUCCAAAGAUGUCCUUCACCCCUCCUUUUCGUUUUCUUGAUUAAAAAAAAAAGCGUUUCUUUUUUCCUUUCGUCAGACUUGGCAACGAAGACACUUUUCCUGUACAGGAUGUUUGCCCCAUGUUUGCAGGUUAUGUGCUGCUGUAGAUAAGGACUGUGCCAUUGGAAAUUUCAUUACAAUGAAGUGCCAAACUCACUACACCAUAGAAUUGCAGAAAAGACUUUUCAGAUCCUGGUGUGCUUUCAAGUUUUGUAUAUAAGCAGUAGCUGCAGAAUUGUAUUUGUAUGUGUGUGUAUUUUUUUUUUUAAAUCUCCAUUUGGUCCAAGAAAAGUUUAUACUCUUUGUAAUACUGUGAUGGUCUCAUGUCCUUGAUAAGUUAAACUUUCCUUUGUACUACCUGUGUUCUGCUGAACUGAUGAAUCACAAAGAACUUAGUUCUCCAUUCUGCACCUCUGUUGAACAGUUUUGACCUACUCAUACUGCCACAUAAUUCACAUGAGAACCAGUAGCCUGUUAUCAAUCUGCUGAACUAACGGACUUGUCAAACUCUGGGGGGUAGGGUGGGGUGGUUUUAAAUGCCAGCCUUGUACAGGUCUUUUCUAUUUUUUGGUUUAUUUUUGUUUUGCAAAUUUGUACAAACAUUUAAAUGGUUCUAAUUUCCAGAUAAAUGAUUUUUGAUGUUAUUGUGGGGGACUUGAGAUCAUUUUGGAAUAGAUAUUGAAUUGUAAUGUUUUCUUAAAACUAGAGUCUACUUUGUUACAUAGUCUGCUUGUAAAUUUGUGGAAUCCCAGAUAUUUGAGGCAGCAUCCGUAAUUUUCCUUUUGUAUUUCUAACUGGAUUAGUACUAAUUUUAUACAUGCUUAACUGGUUUGUACACUUGGGAUGCUGCGUGGUGAUGUUUCUGACUAAUCUUAAAAUCGUUGUAAUUAAUACUUGCAUACUCAAUGUUUAUGGCCCUAUUUUGACAGGCAAGUGAUGUAUAGGUAUAGACAUUUUGCGUGUCAUGUUUAAGAGAACUAAGUAUGUUUUUUCAUGUAUGUGUUCUAAAGAAAUGUCAUCAGCUUUUUUUCAUCCUGUGAACUGGGGGCACCACAUCGCAGUACGUCUUUCUCACAGAUGCCUGAAUGCCGAGAGGUUUCACUUCCUCCCGUGAGGCCUUGUGCUCUGUGCAGAUCAGAAAGGGUGGGCCUGUGUCUCAAAUUGUACUCCUUGCUCAGCUCAUUUUUUAAGUUGAACUUCAGCCGAGUUUUCCCACCUACUACCAUGCUCUAAUUUUGGCUGGGGCGGGAGCUUUGUCUUCAGCUUUUACCUAUAAGGAUUAGGCGAAGCCCCGGAUUCCAUCCUCCUUUCCUUACCUGGCAUAGUUCUUAGCGUGCUGUGGAAGUUUGAGUUCAAGAAGGAAAAUUUUUUUUAGUGGGACUCGUGAUUUAUAGAAUGUUUUAUGUUCAUGAGUGCAAAUGGCUACCAAAUGGAAAAGAAUGUGUUUUAAAAUGGGAGCAAUUAAUCAAAAAAAAAAAAAAACACUAACCAGAUCUAAGCUGUAUAUUUGGAUAUAGUUAAAAGCCUUUUUCAAAGUACAAAAUUGGAGCAUUUCUUUAGCCUUUUACAACCUAAACUAUAAUUUUGACCAUUAAGUUUUAAUACUCUCCAAUUACCCAUAACUGACAGACCUAGGUAAUUGGUUUUCCUCCCAUUGAAUCCAUCAGUAUUCUCAGGUCACGUGGAAUGCCCCAAACCAACAGGAUAAAAGGAACAGGUGCACAGAAGUGUUCCUUUUGCCUUCUCCAGAAGACUCCGAUUUGUAUGAAUUCAGCCCAGAUCACACUCACUUUUUUUUUGUCCUGCAUGUGAAUCGCAUCUCUGCAGGCUCAGCAUCAUCCUACAGAUGUAACAGAAACACAGGUGUAUCUGUCAGGCUUCCCAGAGGCCAGCUCUGUUGGAAAUUUCCUGCUGGGGUACCUGUUUGGAAAACUCGUCCAGCAGCCUCUUUCUGGCCAUCUUUGUUGCUGGCUGCCCCCAGAGGUGUUUGGUUUGAGACAUCUUCAAUCCUCCCACAUUUAGAUGGGAUUCUUUGGUGCCAGAGUACUUCUGUCAUUCCUGUUCUCUGCUGCCCCUCCUCUCAUCCCUUUCCUUACAUAGUGAGCCUCAGAGCGCGCACGCCCCCCCCCCCCCCCCCCCCCCCAUUUCUUCCUCAAAGAAGCAACUACUGCUAAAAUCACUGUUGAGAUCUUACUACUUGGAUGUUUCUUCCUCCUCGGUCUGUGUAAAUAUCCCCCCCGCCCCCUCCCAGGUUUUCUUUUGUGUUGAAAUUCUGACAUGAAUCCUGGGUACCUCUCCUGGGGUACAGUGAAGUCCAGUGAAAAAGCACCUUGUCUGUUUUGAAAGCAAACAUUAUGUGACCUCUGGUAAUCCUUUUUCUGUACGAAUACUGACUUUCUGGAAUAAUUAGUAUAUCAGUUAUUGUACAUGAUUGCUUUGUGAAAUGUGCAAAUGAUAUCACCUAUGCAGCCUUGUUUGAUUCAUUUCCUCUGGUUUGUACUGUUAUUAAAAGCAUAUUGUAUUAUAGAGCUAUUCAAAUAUUUUAAAUAUAAAGUAUUGUUUCCGUAAUAUAGCUGUAUGGAAUAUAUUUAGGUAAUAGACACAUGACUUGCAAAGGUCUACUUCGACAGGCUAAGUCUCAAUUCAUUAGCAAAUGUUGUAUCCCAGCGAGCAGUAAAUCAGUGGACAGCCCCAAGAAGAGGAGAAGGGCAUGUAGAAUGGAAACAGUUCCCCAAAGAUCUCAAAUUUGGACUUACCUGCUGAAUGUUACCAGGACUGCCCCUGACCCUUGCCCCACCCCCACCCCCCUCCUGGAAAUCUUACAUUCAGCUCCUAAGCAUUCUACAUUUAGAACUGACUUCGGAGCACAUGCUUUUCCUGGUGGUUUGAAUUUGAAAGUAAUUAUUCGGUUAAAAAAUCAAUGUGGUUCAUGAAAACAAACCUGGCCUCCUCCUUGAGGGUGGGACACGGUCUGGGGAUGUGGCAGCCGUGGCCACCUGAGUCCUGUCAGGACAAGUCACGCCCUCCUGCAUCUUGUUCCUUGAGUUCAAUAACAGUUCAAAUUCCAUAUUCCAGUUCUGAUACUCUCAGAGAAGUGCCUGAUGACGCUGAUGUACUUACAGACACAAGAACAAUCUUUGCUAUUAUUGUAUAAAGCCAUAAAUGUACAUAAACUACGUUCCAGUGG